Molecule: messenger RNA, 2949 nt
Organism: Spodoptera littoralis (African cotton leafworm)
Lineage: Eukaryota; Metazoa; Arthropoda; Insecta; Lepidoptera; Noctuidae
Source: the annotation of a GenBank genome assembly
AUGAAACACUGCAGUGUAUUUAUUGUUUUGUGCUUAUAUUUGUGUGUUAUUAAAUGUGCAAGAUCGGACAGAACAGAUUCUAUCUCAUUGCUAAAGUCAAACUCAACAUCGGAGCAGAAAGUAUGGAAUAUAAAACUUGACAUUUUCUUCUCAAAAACUUUACCAGCCGUCAUCACCAGGGCACCGAAGAGUGAUGUACGUUUCAAAUGUGAGGCGAUCAUGAAUUAUACAAAGGUGGAGAAGUACACUAAAAAUAGGGAAGGUGAGGUAAAAUUGCUAAAAGAAGCUCCCCCUGAUCACAUACAGCAGAAACUAUUGGAGAAUGUUAAAGUAUAUUGGUUGAAAGACAGUAAAAUAAUUGAUGAUAACUCAACUCAAAAAAUCAAAAUAACCACCAAGAUUGAUAAGAGCAAUGGCACAAUAGGUACAAAUUUAAGAAUUAAGGACUUGAUUGUAAGUGACAAAGGCAACUAUACUUGUGUAAUUAAACAAAAUUAUGAGAAGAGACAGACAUCACAAUUAAAGAUUGAACAAGGUAUUGAAAACUAUGAGAUUCCUACAUAUACCUCAUUGUUCCCAAACACUGACAUCUACAGCCAGCUGGAUAUUAAUGUGCAGUCCACUCCAGGUCUAUCAUCAGAAAAUAUACAAACACUAAACAAUACCAAUUCCACUGACCCAAAAAAGUUGGAACCGAUAUGCCAAGAAUAUUUAGGAAAUGUGUGUGCAGAACAUUUAAAGGGUCAAUUUGUAUAUAUACCUUACAAUACUAGCCAGGAUGCUCUUGAGGAUAAACUGCUGAAAGCAUUCCAAGUUACUAAAUAUUCAAAUGAUAUAAGUCCUCGCUGUGAGGGCUAUGCCGUGCCCAGUCUCUGUUACUCAACAUUUCCUAUCUGUAGAGAUCCUUUUGUUACCAACAGUAAGUUCUUCAGGGAAGCUAGAAAACUGUUUACUCUUCAGUCUGAUCCUGCAAUUAAAAUUAAUGAUAAUGACUUACAUGAAAUUGUGUUUGAAAAUUUGCCAUUUGGCAAACUACCCAGUAUGUACACAGAUUCCAAUAGUUCAUUUGCAUCAAUGUUUGAUUUCCGUUAUAACUCCACAGUCCUCCGAAGGGUCUGUAAACAAGAUUGUGAGAUACUGGAAAAUGAACUUUGUCAGAAAGAGUAUGCUAUAGCUAAGAGGCAUCCACAUAUAGGACAGCAGUUAACACUAGAGGAAUGCCAAGACCUUCCUGAAAAUGAUCCUGACUGUUUGAGAAUUAGUAUUGGAGCAGUAAUGGUAUCUGAUGAUGAAUGUUACUGGGAAAAUGGAAGCGGAUACUUAGGGCGAGUUAAUAUAGCAAAUAAUGGCAUGCCUUGCAUUGAGUGGUCUAAACAACUACAUGUAAGAUUGUCAGAUUAUCCUGAACUUGCUGGUACACACAGUUAUUGUAGAAAUCCUGGAGGUGUUAAAGAGCAGCCCUGGUGCAUCAUUGAGAAGGAUGGUAAAACAGAUAAGCAGCUCUGUGAUAUUCCAAAAUGCGCUCACAAAAUCUGGAUUUACAUUGUCAUAGUUUUUCUUCUGUUGACUCUUACAAUUAUUGGAUUUAUUAUUUGUUUGUGCUACAGACAUAAAAAUAAGAACAAUGCUUCAACAAUUAGAGAUAUUAAUUUACCCAAUGCUGAUAAAAACAUCUAUGGCAAUUCUAGACUUAAUUCACCAAUAGAAAUGAGUGAACUCCUGACCAACAAUAUAGCCAAUCAGCCUCACCUGACCAGAAACACUAGAGGCAAUGGAGUGCUUCGUAUUCCUCAAUACUCUCUAUCACAAAUUAAAUUCUUGGAAGAAUUGGGUGAAGGUGCUUUUGGUAAAGUCUACAAAGGAGCUCUGAAAAAGAAUGGUGAAACACAGUUUGUUGCUGUCAAGGCAUUGAAAGAGAAUGCUUCAGCUAAAACACAGGCAGAUUUCAGAAGAGAAAUAGACUUGAUAUCUGAAUUAACUCAUGAUAACAUUGUGUGUAUUGUUGGUGUAGCAUUGAGAGAAGAACCUUUGUGUAUGUUGUUCGAGUUUAUGGCGCGAGGCGAUCUCCACGAGUUUCUGAUGGGGCGUGCGCCACCUUCUGGGAAAGGUUUGCCACCUAUGAGAUUGCUAAACAUCGCAAAUAACAUUGCAUCUGGGAUGCAAUACCUUGCUUCCCAUCAUUAUGUCCACAGGGAUCUUGCAGCUAGAAACUGUCUUGUCUCUGACGACUUUAUUGUCAAAAUAUCUGAUUUUGGUCUUUCCAGAGAUAUCUACAGUUCAGAUUAUUAUAGAGUACAGUCAAAGAGUUUACUACCAGUAAGGUGGAUGCCACCAGAGUCCAUACUCUACGGUAAAUUCACAACAGAAAGCGACAUUUGGUCAUAUGGAGUAGUAUUGUGGGAAAUAUACAGUUAUGGAUUGCAGCCAUAUUACGGAUAUAGCAAUCAAGAAGUCAUAUCGAUGGUGCGUGGAGGCGAGCUACUUGCGGCUCCAGCGAACUGCCCGGCACCAAUGUACACACUCAUGAGGGACUGUUGGAAGCAUACGCCGCAAAGGAGACCUAACUUCGAGGAAAUUGUUAAUAGGAUCCAAGAAUGGAUAAAUAUGGGUGGGUGUCCAGAAAUCGCAGCUUCUGAGGCCGGAAGCAGUGGUUUUGGAAACCGACCUUCGGGUUCCAGCCGAGACUUGCAGGAGAGGGUACCUUUACUACCACCACACUGCUCAUCAUCUAAUGGCUCCCUGGCCACGGGUAGCCUGAAAAAGUUCAGCGCUGCAGGUUCUAGCUCUAAAGUUACAGAUGAUAAUUGUUCCACUUGUAGUGAGGUGCCACCUCUUGCUCCCAAGACAAAGAAACACAGCUCGGGAUCGCUCAUCGAUACAGAGAAAGUAGGUACGAAAGAUACAGUGGUUAGGAUAUUACCUAACUCACAAUUUGGUAACGAAAUUUAA